Messenger RNA from Rhizoctonia solani, 3423 nucleotides. Its product is annotated as Vegetative incompatibility protein HET-E-1. Gene Ontology annotation, molecular function: protein binding. Lineage: Eukaryota; Fungi; Basidiomycota; Agaricomycetes; Cantharellales; Ceratobasidiaceae. The record is from RefSeq and is a predicted model, not a curated record. The transcript is spliced from 2 exons. The coding region runs from base 1 to 3423 and encodes 1140 amino acids.
AUGGCCGGCACUGGCAAAACUACUAUUGCGAACACUCUAUGCUCUACGCUUUACGACAAUCACGAACUUGGAGCGAGCUUCUUCUGCACAAAAUCUUUGCCUGAGUGUCGCAAUGUCAAAUCUAUUCUCUCCACGAUCGCAUAUCAACUUGCACGGUUCUCUAACCCAUUCCGUAUCGCUUUACUGGAGGCAUUGGAACGUGAUCCUGACGUCCAUACUAAAUUGCUGCAAGUACAAUUCGAGCGUAUGAUCCUUAAACCAUUACAGGCCGUAAAAAGCAGUUUACCAGCCAACACGAUUAUUGUGAUCGAUGCUUUGGACGAGUGCGAAAACGAAAACGGAGUCAAACAGAUAUGUGAUGUGUUGCUCGAAUACGCACUGGAGCUACCGGUCAAAUUUCUUAUCUCCAGUAGACCCGAAUCCUACAUCCGAGAGCGGAUGGAUAAAUUGACCUUGAAAACGCAGCUAACUCUACAUGAACUGGAUGCUAGGACCGUCGAGGCAGAUAUCAAGACAUACCUCCAGCGGGAGUUGGAAUUGAUACCUGUUACAUUCACCGAGGAACAGCUAGCGAUAUUAGCCAAACGUGCAGGCGUGCUUUUUGUCUAUGCCGCAACUGUGGUCCGGUAUAUCGGAGCUCGGAACUCUUCAGAACGAUUGCAUUCCAUAUUAAUGGGUUCAGAAUCUGAGUUACGCUCACCCAACAAGACACACGACAUUGAUGUCUUGUACGAAACCAUACUUAGGUCAGCAUUUAGUGAUUCCCUGGAGCCCUCAGAAACCAGGCGGAUGAAACUAGUGUUGUACACCGUAAUUUGCGCACAAGAGCCUCUUACAAUUGGUAGUCUGGCAGGACUUCUGAACAUGAGCACUAUAGAAGUCCAUGAAGCGUUGCGACCUCUGUGGUCUGUUCUAUAUGUCUCCCAAUCCCAGUCUGACACAUCCAAACGAGUCACCACACUUCACGCAUCAUUUCCCGAAUAUCUGCUAGACUCCAAUAGGUCUAAAGAGUUCCUAUGUAACGGCGAGGCACACAACAGUAAAUUAGCUAAACUAUGCCUCGAACGAAUCAAAAGGAACAAGCUGCAGUUCAACAUCUGCAACCUGGAGACAUCAUAUAUUUUUGACGACGAAGUUCCAGACUUGGAUAACAAGAUAACAAGGGCUAUCCCACUAGAUCUUUUGUACGCAUGCAAAUAUUGGGAAGCGCACCUAGUGUUGGGUCGGAAGUCCAGUGAACUUGCUAAAGCGUUACAUGGAUUUCUUUCAAAAAACCUACUGGUAUUUAUGGAAGUCUUAAAUUUGCACAAGCAAUUGGUCAAAUGUAUUGGAUGGAUUGAGAAUGUCGUGUGUUGGAUACGAGGUUCGGAUUGCUUCAAAGAUGUGGAGCCUCUGGCCCAAGAUGCACAACGAUUUGUGGCUAUUUUUGCUACGAACCCUAUUUCUAGGUCCACGCCUCAUUUAUAUGUGUCCAUGCUUGCUUCGUGGCCAGACCACCGACUCAUUUCCAAAUAUUACGCCAAACCGACCAAUUGCCUAUUCCACUUCAAGGGACUUGCAUCAACGGAGCGACAGAUGGCUUUAUUGAAUGUGAUUCAAGUCCAUGAACCCGUCUACUGCGUCGCAUUUGCACCGAACGGCCAAUUCUUUGUUACUAACACCCCAGACAACACCAUUGGUAUCUGGGAUGCUAUCAGUUGCCAGAUGAGAACAGACCCAAUGAGAGGGCAUAGUUCUCGGGUCCAAUGCCUUGCUAUCGCCUCAAAUAAUAUCAGUAUCUGCUCUGGCUCAUGGGAUGGUAGCAUUCGCAUCUGGCAUUCACAAAAUGGGCAACCAAUGGCUGGCCCUUUCACGUAUAAUCGUGAUGUGCCGGAUAGGGUAUACUCAGUGAAUUUCUCAUUCGAUGGCCUCUUAAUCCUCUCAACAACGGCCCUGGGACACAUCUAUGUAUCAAGUUCUCAAGACGGGAGUUUAAAACACCAUCUCAGGGUUGGAAUGGAGUGUGGCGAAGUUUUUUCGGCUGCUUUUUCACCCAAUGCUUCUGUUGUUAUUGCUGGAAUCGGGCCGUCCAUAUAUAUGUGGGAUACACAGAAAGGCCACUUAAUAUGCGAACCAUUAACAGGGCACACUAAAUUCAUAUACCAAAUAGCCUUUUUCCCAGACGGAAAGCGAUUCGUUUCAUGCGGCGAUGGUCCAGGAGGAGGGGAGACACGUAUAUGGGAUGUGAGUGACUACAAAACGACUCAUACUAUAUUCGGAAACCAUCGACUUGGGGUUAGCUCAGUAUCCGUCUCUCCUAAUGGGGCAUUCAUUGCUACAGGAUCUGAGGAUUGCACUGUACAAGUACGCGAUACGGAGACCUGGGAGAUCUGCUCCAUCCUUCACCACGUCAACAGCAUCGAAUCGAUCGCGUUCUCACCUGAUAGCACGCGUCUUAUUUCUGGGUCUAUAGACAACAGUGUAUGCAUGUGGGAAGUGCAAAAACAAAGUGGGAUUUUAAUAGGAAGGCAACAAGAAGGCCAUAGCGACUGGGUCAGGUCUGUUGAUUUCUCGCCAUGCGGAACCUAUCUUGCCUCUGCUUCCGACGAUUCAACCGUAUGUAUCUGGAACGCACGAAGCGGACGAUUGGAAGGAAAUCCACAGAAGGGUCACAAGAGGCGGGUUCUAUUUAUCGAAUUCGUCGGUGGAGAUCGAAUUAUUUCGGCGUCUGCAGACAGAACAAUUUGUGUCUGGGAAAGUGAAACUGGGAAGGUCAAGGACAUAAUUCACCAAAGUUAUUCAUCAGAUGAGGAUUGGCGUCGCGAAAGGCUUCCAUUCGCUGUAUCACCUGAUGGUAGCAAGAUAGCGUACGGGAGUCGUCGUGGGAUCAUAAGCAUGAGGGAGUGCGAAGAAAGAACGUUUGAAUUCGUACCACUUGGCAAUUUCUGGGGAGUUUGCUCGAUUUCAUUUUCACCCGAUGGGGAGACCUUGGCUUCCGGCCAUGCCUCCGGAAGCGUCGCACUUUGGGAUGUUGGUAGCGGAGAACCAUUGUUCGAUCCAUUCGCCUCGCCCAUAGGCCAUUCAAAAUGCGUUUAUUCCGUCGCGAUUUCCCCGAAUGCCCUUUACAUAGUCUCGGGCUCGCAGGACAAUACUAUACGCUUGUGGGAUAUCCAGAAUGGGUUGCCGAUAAAUGAACCAUUCCGAGGCCACACCGGGACUGUCAAUUCCGUUACGUUCUCCCCCGACUGCAUGCUUAUUGCGUCCGGGUCCGAAGACAAGUGUGUACGGGUAUGGGAUGUAAAGAGCGGACAGCCCAUCGCAUUAUUCAAUGGUCACAUCGACAUGGUCUGUUCGGUCAAGUUCUCUCCAGACGGACUUCAAAUCGCUUCUGGAUCAGGUGAUAGAUCGAUACGUUUUUGGAAUGCGCCAAUACACAAAGAGUGA